Molecule: messenger RNA, 859 nt
Organism: Ruditapes philippinarum (Manila clam)
Lineage: Eukaryota; Metazoa; Mollusca; Bivalvia; Venerida; Veneridae
Product: methionine-R-sulfoxide reductase B2, mitochondrial-like
Exons: 5
Coding region: 68-631 (187 amino acids)
Biological process (GO): protein repair; response to oxidative stress
Cellular component (GO): cytoplasm
Molecular function (GO): peptide-methionine (R)-S-oxide reductase activity
Source: RefSeq, a predicted model, not a curated record
UUAGUUGGGGAAAUUCCGUGACGUCACGUGACCUAGUAUAAUUCCAGCCUGUAUAAUUCGUCUGAAAAUGUCGUUUCUUGGAGUGUUUCGUCGAUUGUCUGCAUCAGGAUUGCAAAAUGCUCCAAAAAUUGUAACCUUGACUAAAUCGUGCUGUAAAACGCAAUGUUUAACUGCAGUUUAUCGAUGUUACUCACGUCCUGUAACACAUGAGGAGCUGAGAAAUCUCACUAAGGCAGAAUGGGAAGAGAGACUAUCACCAGAGCAGUUCUCUGUUUGUAGGGAACAGUGCACAGAACCACCAUUCAGUGGUAUAUACAACAGCCAUUAUGAGAAGGGUACCUACACCUGCGUUUGCUGUAGUGAGAAACUUUUCAGUUCAGACAGCAAGUAUGAUUCCGGGACAGGCUGGCCAUCAUUUACUGAUGUGUACAGGCAGGAAGAGAAAGGUCUGCCCAAUGUGAUAGAGAGGCCAGAAAACAGCGUUGGUCGCAGUACUUUUAGAACAGAGGUCAUCUGCAGAAAGUGUGAUUCUCAUCUUGGCCAUGUUUUCGAUGAUGGACCGUCACCAAGUAACAAGCGAUACUGCAUCAACAGUGUAGCGUUAAGUUUUACACCAGCAGCUGAUAAAUGAUGUGACAAAAUAAAAGAUUUCCAGAAAAACGAUUUGCUACAGUUUUGAAAAUGCAGCAUUUUAACUGGUCAAUGUGAUUAAUUAGUGCUAAGUGACAUUAUGCUAAUAUUUUUCCCCUGUCAAUUUGAGUUGAAUAAUUAAUAUUCCUAAAGAUUGAAUAUUAUAAUAGAGAUUGACCAAUAAUUAAUCAUGAAAAAUGUUUUGGAUAAAAUAUAUACCUAAAUUGUA